Anneissia japonica is the source of this 2476-nucleotide messenger RNA. RefSeq names its product dynactin subunit 2-A-like. The transcript is spliced from 12 exons. The coding region runs from base 14 to 1225 and encodes 403 amino acids. NCBI's taxonomy places the organism in Eukaryota, Metazoa, Echinodermata, Crinoidea, Comatulida, Comatulidae. Gene Ontology annotation, biological process: mitotic spindle organization. Gene Ontology annotation, cellular component: cytoplasm; centrosome; dynactin complex. The record is from RefSeq and is a predicted model, not a curated record.
CACAGAAGACAACAUGGCGGACCCGAAAUACGAAAAUUUGCCGGGAAUCGAUAAUCAACCUGAUGUUUAUGAGACAAAUGAUUUACCAGAAGAUGACCAAGCAAAACACAAACCAGAUGAGUUACAUAGUGAAAGUGUUGAGCCACUUGAGAUUGACACAAAAGAUGCCUUCAAUAGAUUCAAAGAAAAAACAUUGAUGGCUGGAAGUCUUGACUUUUCAGAUCGUAUUACACAAACAAGAAGAACUGGGUAUGUAGCACCCAAAACAGAGUAUGAACUGGCCGAAGAGGGUGUCGGAAAGGAAACCCCUUUACAGAAAUUCCAACGGCUUCAGCAUGAAAUGCGUGAACUUGAAGAGGAAGUCCAACAGCUCCAGAAGACUGCCAAACAGGAGAAAGAUCUUGCUGGUCUCUCUCCAGUCACCCUGCAGGAGCAGGUUAAAGGGAUGCAAGAGCAACUGAGUGGUCUUCACCUAGAAAACAUCCUGGGCAAGGAUGCCAUCAUGGAUAUUGGCGAUCCACAGGGCAACCUUCCGAAAAAACUUAUGUCACAAUUGGAAACAUACAAGAAAUUGGAUGUCAGUAAGGGAGCCAAGAGUCCACCUAAAGGUCAGCCAACUGUCGAUGGUCAUGUGACCUAUGAACUUUACUACAAGGCUGAGCAAGUUAAAUAUAGCCAAGCUUCAAAGGUGACAGAUUUAGAGCAAAGAAUCGCAAGACUGGAGGCCAGUAUAGGAACAGAUCCACAGAAACUGUCAGCACUAACUGCAGAAACUGCCUCCAAGACCCUUACUGAAACAGUAGGCAUCCUGCAGGAGAAGCUUAGUAUUUUAGAACCAAUUCAAGUAGACCACGUAGACGCCAGGCUACAGAGUAUACUCAUGCGCCUCAACCAGGCUAAGGAUAAAAAGAGGGCGCUAGAUGAUGCCGACAAAGAUAAAAAGAUUUCAGAAUUAUACGACAUGGUGGAAAAGUGGAAUGGCGUUGCAGAUACUCUUCCAAAGGUUGUGGAGCGGUUACGGGCAUUGAAAGUACUUCAUGAGCAAGCAUUGCAAUUUAGUCAGGCGAUGACACAUCUCGAUGUAACUCAACAACGCAUUUCAACCAGUCUUCAAAAUCAACAGACUUUACUCAAAGAACUUCAAAACUCAUUUGCAUCCAAUAUGGCUGCCAUACAAAGCAAUUGCAAAAGCAUUGAUGCCCGAUUGCAGAAGUUGAAGAAAUGAGCAGUUUUCCAAAUGGUUGCUAUUGAUAAUAUAACCUAUAUCAUGAAGGAAUGAGUGUAUCUCCAUGGAUAUUCCGUACUAUAUCUGCUAAUAUUAUGUUUUUGUGAACGUCAGAAAUCACCACAAGAGUUGGUGAUUUCAAUAACAUGUACUGUCCCCUAUGAGUUAUAUUAUAAAUAUAUAUUUAUUUGUUAUUCUUAUAUUGAAUCUCUUAAUAGAUUUUUUUGUUAUAGCAUUCUAAUUAGAUUAACAAUUUAAUUGUUUUUCAACAUGUGCUAGAUAUUGGUAUCAGCAUUUUGCGACAUAGUGUUUCUUGCCAACACAAAAUGAGCCAUAUAUAAAACAGUUGAUGUUUUGGGAAUUUACAGAAUACUGUAUAUCUUUAUAAGCUUUCCAACAAAUUUUGCUACCAGGAAAUUAUCUUCAAUUAUGUAACUUGCAUUAUUUUCAGUUAUUUUCAUGGUUACAAGACCAUUGUGUUAGUAUAAAGCAUUGGUAUUCUGAUGGUUUCAAAUCUUUUUCUGCACCUUUUAUUAAUAAUUUAUUAUUUUAACUUAAAAUUGUACUUAGUGUAGAGAGUUUGAAUAAUAAUGCUUAUGAGAACUUAUUUGAACCUAAUAAUGUAUGACCUUGGAAUGAGUUGUCAUUAGUGAAGAGCUUUAUAUUUGUUAAGUCUAUUCCAACAGGUAAUCAUGUUGAAAGUCCAGUGGUACAUUUAUGAAGAUUUUAUAUGCGGCAAUUUUAUCAGUUGUCCAAUAUCAAACUUUUUAUUGCAAUAUAAUAUGACAUUUACCAUUAAUUAUACAAGUAGUAAAGCACAAGUGUUAAAAUAUUCUGAAAUUUAGAACUUCAACUAUAGUUAGCUGAGAAAAACGAGUUUAAGAAAUAUAUAUAGUAAAGUUUGAGUGGUACAACUUUUAGCACUAUAAAGGUGGUAGGGGGGUUUUAAAAUUAUUAACAUAGUUGAUAGGCAUGUAGAGAACUUGCCCCGUUUGUCAUCUGCCUUCAUUUACAAAAGGAACUGAUCAUAUUUUUUAGUUGUAUGAUUAUAUUACUGGCACUAAGUUUAAUACUCCAUUGAUUUUGGAUAUGUACCUUCAGUUUGUAUUUCAUUCAAUGCAUAAUUUUCGUCAAAACCAGUCAUUCUUGGACUCAAUGUUGCAGAAUUUUUUGUGGAGUAAAAUCAUCCCACCCCCAGAUCAAAAAUCUUUGUGUGCUUUUAAGUGUCAAUAAACUGUAUAUUAAUGAGAA